Molecule: messenger RNA, 1182 nt
Organism: Nipponia nippon (crested ibis)
Lineage: Eukaryota; Metazoa; Chordata; Aves; Pelecaniformes; Threskiornithidae
Product: cation channel sperm-associated protein 4-like
Biological process (GO): sperm capacitation; sodium ion transport; transmembrane transport
Cellular component (GO): acrosomal vesicle; sperm principal piece; membrane
Molecular function (GO): calcium-activated cation channel activity; voltage-gated calcium channel activity
Source: RefSeq, a predicted model, not a curated record
AUGGCUUCUCUGCACAGGAGGUGCCAGCGGGAGCCAGAUGCGAAACCACAGUGGCUGCUCAUCGAGUUCAGAGAUGCAGUGUGCAGUGAGGACCCCUGGGAGCACAAGGAAUACAUGGCCAAGGUGUGGAUGGGCCACUUGCUCACCCACCCUGCUGUCAAGCUCAACUUGUCCAUGCUUAUGAUCCUCAAUGAGGUGUUGAUCACCAGCCAGACCCCCAUGACGCAGCCCUGGAGUGAUGGCUGGAACAUCUUCAACUUCCUCCUCAUGACCCUGAGGCUGAUGAGGCUGCUGCAGGUCUCCAGGCUGGUCAAGGGGCCGGCCAGGAUGCUUCAGGCCAUCCUCAAGGUCAUCCCCGACCUCUGCAACAUCACAUUCAUCCUCUUUAUUUCCAUGCUGAUUUUCUUGGUGCUGGGCAUCAUCUUGUUGGGCAAGUCUGUCCUGGCCCAUUUUGGUGACCUGGGGAAGGCCCUGUAUUCACUCUCUACCUGCAUCACGCUGGAUGGCUGGCUGGACAUCUAUGAGGCCUUCCAUGAAGAAGGGCAGACCCUGAAGAUGAUGGCAGCCAUUUACUUCAUUAUCUUCAUCAUGAGCGAGGCCUUCAUCUGUGCCAACCUGCUGGUGGCCGUGAUGACAUCCAGGCUGUGGGAAUCCCUGUUCACCCACACCAAGGAGGAGCAGAGGGAGCAGGAGCCCAGCCUGGAGGAGAGCCAGAAUCAGCUGAAUGGUGGGGUGGCCAACACAGACCCUCAGCUCAGCCCGAGGGUGAUGGGGGACAGGGUCUCCAUGAACAUCUCCCAGGACCUGUUCACCUACAGCGAGUUGGGCAAAGUGAACAAGAGCAUCUUGCAUGAAGUCCAAUGCCUCUUGGAAAGCAGCAAGCAGAACAUCAGAGAGUACAAACAGAUCUGUGAGGAGCUCAACGUCAUAGGCAAGAAAGUGAGGGCCAUUGAGUUCAAUGUGGUGCAGGAGCAUGAGCUGAUUCAGCAGAAGCUUUUCUACACCACCUUCUUGGACAGCCCUUACCCUAGCGAGGUCACAUUGACAAUGUGUGGGGACAUCAUCUCCACUUUGUCCAAACUGGAAAGGGCACACCUGGUGCACCCCAAGGACAUGUGGUGGGUGGCUGAUGGCCAGGACUGGGGGCAGAGAGUGGCAGGUUGGGUGAAGUGGUGUGAGUGA